Messenger RNA from Metarhizium robertsii ARSEF 23, 714 nucleotides. Its product is annotated as centromere/microtubule-binding protein cbf5. The transcript has 2 exons. NCBI's taxonomy places the organism in Eukaryota, Fungi, Ascomycota, Sordariomycetes, Hypocreales, Clavicipitaceae. Gene Ontology annotation, biological process: endoplasmic reticulum unfolded protein response. Gene Ontology annotation, molecular function: ubiquitin-specific protease binding; misfolded protein binding. The coding region runs from base 1 to 714 and encodes 237 amino acids. Gene Ontology annotation, cellular component: endoplasmic reticulum membrane; Hrd1p ubiquitin ligase ERAD-L complex. The record is from RefSeq and is a predicted model, not a curated record.
AUGUCCCUCGGCAUCGUGCUGGGCAUGAUGCCGUCCAAGUACUUCAUCUACCACCCGUUUUUCAUACUUAGAUUCCCGCCCCAGAUAUGGCGUUUCGCGACGUCCUUUUUAAUCACGGGCUCAGGCUUAGGCCUUGUCUUUGACACCUACUUCUUGUAUUCGUACCUCAGCCAAAUGGAGGUUGGCAAUCCUCGGUUCCCACGAAAGGAAGACCUGAUUUGGUACCUUAUAUUCGUCUGUGGGACGAUUUUGGUAGCAAAUCACUUUGUCGGCUUCGGGUUCAUGAUGUUCCUGCCGGCUCUUAUUCUGGCUCUAAGCUAUACUGUGACGCAGGACCAGCGCGGAGCCAAGGUCAGCUACAUGUUUGUUACCAUGCCCGCCCAGAUGAUGCCGUAUGCCAUGCUUGCCAUCAACCUCCUGUUCCCUGGCGGCGUUGAGAACAUGAUACUCCAGUUUCAUGGCCUGUUUGCCGGUCAUCUCUUCGACUUUCUGUCAAGGACGUGGCCGCAGUACGGCGGUGGGAGAAACCUCAUUCCCACACCUGCCAUCCUAUCCAGGAUUGUGCAGUCGACCGAGUCGUUAUUUCAAGCGGGCGUUGGAGGUCCUGCCCGACCUGCUGGCAGGACUCUUGGCGGAGGCACUGGCGCCAAUACUUCAAGUGGACCGUUGCCGGACUCUUGGCGAACGCGUGGUCCAGGGCAGCGACUGGGGUAG